AUGUCCGAACAAGGAAACCGGAGGAUAUUAACAACCGAGCGAAGCAACGAAUCCAUGGUCACAGGGGAUCACGAAGAGGGGAAGCCUGAGUUACUCCAGGGGAUAAGUAGCGAGGGGGGCAAAAACAAGGCGAGCCCCUACCCCAGUGAGCUUCCCCUCCCGCAUGAGGUGACUCGACCCAAGAGCCACAGUGCAGCCCCAGCACCGCCAAACAGGAACAGUGUUAACCAUGAAAAGAUAAAGAAGAGUCUAAGUGAAGAGAAGUGCGACAAAAAGUAUGCCCACAUCCUGUAUGAUGAUGGAAAUCCAGAAAUCACCUUUUUUGUAAACAAAGAAAAUUUAAAAAUAGCGAAAUAUGCCUGGAGAGUGGAAAAACCAAAGGCAUAUGUAUUCGCCUUGCAUGGAAUCACGUCCCACUUGAGAAAUGAAUACCUCAACUAUAUGGGUAGACCAUCAUGGGUUGAUGAGGGGAAACAGAAAGGGGAAAUGGCUAGCUGUGCCGUUGGCUGUGAGUAUGACCAGAUGCAAGGGGACAAUUUGAACUGCUGGGACUCAGCUCUGUCUGUUAAGAAAUCGGAUUGUAUGGAUGAUAACGGGAAGGUUGUGCAUGGGGAGAGAGGCGACAAUUUUGUGAACCUACCUGAGGAGGGCACGCGCGAGGCGGAAGCGGGGGUCAGCGGCAGGUGCGGGGCUGGCGAGGAGGCAAAUGGGGAUGAAAGUGGGGGUAUAAAUGCUGGCACAAAUGCUACCACAGAUGUUGACACAAAUGGGGAUGACGGAAGCGCAGUGGUCUGCUCAUUUAACAAAAUUCUGCAAAACAAUUCGACGAACGAUAUGAAGAUUAUAAACGAGACGAAUAACAUGAUGUAUGAUUUUUGUCAACCAAGAGAGGAUGCCUCGUCUGGUGUUUCAUCAUCAUCUUCUUGUGACUCCUCCGAUUAUGGAGAAAAGAAAAACCUGGAGAAGAAGCUAACUAUGUUUUUGUCUUGUUCCUCUUGCAUUACCAACAUAAAUGACGGGGGAAAUCACAUAAACAGCAAAUUAAACUUGGGGAGCGCAGAGAGCGUUAGCCACCCCAUUUAUGAGAACGACGGGGCAGGAGGGGAGUGUCCCCGGGAGAGCAUUCCACAGGAGAGGAUUCCCCGGGAGGGCAUUCCCCGUGAUGGAGACUGCCCCAAGCGACUCAAGCUCAACAGUGAGAGAAGCGAAGAGGGCAGCAGCGAUGGCAGCUGCGACAGCAGGAGUGAUAACCGCAGCGAUAGUAGCAGCGAAGACACCAGUAGCGAUGAAGACAUAAUCCAUGACGAAAAUGUUCUGCUGCCAAACAAAUCGGAUUUUGAAGUGAAUUACGACUCGAGUGUCUACUACUGCUCUAUGUGUGGUAUAUGCAACUACUGCAAGUGUGGGGUAAGAACCCUCUCCUAUAAGAACAGCUGGAUAGAGACGUUCAAUAAAAAUGGCUUCUCCUUCUUCGGCAUCGAUAAUCAAUCUCACGGACUCUCCGAAGGGUUCAAAAAUCACCGAUGCUAUAUAGAAGACUUUGAUAACUUCAUAGCAGACACACUUCAAGCGCUGGAACUUUUUAUUGAGGAGUGGAAAGAAAAGGAUGAGUUAAAGCCGAUCAUCAUUAUGGGUUUGUCCAUGGGUGGUUGCAUCGCAUUGAAGACUAUGGAAACCAUCUUUCGACUGAACAAGGAAUGGAAAGAUCACGUAAAAUCUCUAGUUCUCGUCUCUCCAAUGAUUAGCUUAGGAAAGCAAAAGAAUAAAAUCAGCAACAGGAUCCUCCUGUCGGCUACGAAAUUUUUAAAAUACAUUUUUCCUCUCCUCCCGGUUAAUGUAAAAGAGAGCAAUGCUAGAUAUCCCUGGAUUAAACAUGACGCCGAAAUUGAUCCCCAUCACUAUUGUGGCCCUCUCCGGAUAAGGAUAGCCCACGAGCUUGUCACUGCUGCAGAUAGCUGCUUAACGUAUAAGAACUUAAAACACAUCGAAGAGAGCGACAUCCACAUUAUGGUGAUUCAGUCGAAGAAUGACUGUGUGGUUGAUCCCAUUGGAGCCAUUGAUUUUUUGAGGAAAAUGAUGCGCCUGCACAGUAGGAGAGAGAGACGGAGAAAUGCAUCUAUGUUAGAUGCAGAAAGGGUUCGUCAAGCAAAUGCAGUUUUAUCCCGCCAAAUUAGUGAAAAUAAGCGAGAUUCCGUGGGCCAUACCGAUUCUACAUUCUUCAGCAGCGGGUACCACCCUGGGGAGGACGAUCUGAAUGGAAAGAAGCCCCCCCUUACGGAACUCCCCCGUGAGGGAAACACACACAUCAGUGCAGCUACGCGGGUCAUGGGUCACGUUACAAGCUCCUGGAAUACCGCCAUCAGGAAAGAGGAGGAGGAGGAGGUGUUGAGCAAAUACAACAGCUGCACUAUCUUUACCACAAAUAGUAAUAACCUCCCAUCCGAGCGGCAAGCAUUACUUCAUAAUGAAAGGAAAGAAGACCAACAUUCCCCCAUGUCUGUUAAGUCUUCCUUGUCCAUUGAAUCCACUAGCCGAAUACUUCGAAAUGACAGGCACUUCUCGAUGGGAAGUUCCAAAGAGGACGUGAAGGGAGAGAAGGGCAUAUGGACAUCCUUUGACCACGGGUACUAUAAGUCAUUCAAUUUGAAGAAACUAAAGAGCGUUGGCGGGGUGGUGGACCCCCAUGGGGAGGAGCAGUACAAGAAUCUCAGUGUCUACAUUUUGAAAUAUGGUUUUCAUACGCUUCCUGGGGAGCCCCACAGCCGCGAGACCGUCACGCUGCUGAUCGAUUGGCUCAACCGGAUAUGCAGCUGA
Molecule: messenger RNA, 2814 nt
Organism: Plasmodium inui San Antonio 1
Lineage: Eukaryota; Apicomplexa; Aconoidasida; Haemosporida; Plasmodiidae
Exons: 2
Coding region: 1-2814 (937 amino acids)
Cellular component (GO): membrane
Molecular function (GO): lipase activity
Source: RefSeq, a predicted model, not a curated record